GCUGGCCCAUCUCCUGACGUAAGUCUGCACUCUGCUCGUUCACACCUCCCCUCCCGUUCACCUCUCUCUCCCUCUCUUUCCUGGCGGCGCCGCCCUCUUCGUCUUGCCCCUUCGCCGGCGACGAGCAUCCAACCACCUGCGUACGGGCCUCAGGAUGCAAUCUUUGCUCCGGAAUGUCUGCCGAGCCGGAAACCGCGGGGCUGCGGCGAGGCUCCUGGAGUUUGCUGCUCCUGUAGCCACUCAGCCGCCAUCCUCGGCCAUCAAACACCUCAGGCCUUGCGGGUUCACUCCUCCAACUGGGAAUCGGUUCAUUUCCCGUGAUGGUGUUCCUGCCUCCUCUGGUUUCUGCGCAAAAGUUCUCAUGACGAGGGGUUUGUCGACGGUGGGAACUGCUGAGGUCGCCGAGGACGAGGACGAUUCCAGCUCCCCUGCGGUUGAGCACCCCCCACGCAUCAAGUUCAAGAGGCCCGACAAGACUGCAAGACACAUUAUGAACAUCUUGAACAAAGAGGCGGUUGAAAAGGUCCGCACGGAGAGGGAGAUUCCUGAUGUGCAGCCUGGAUGCAUCAUUCAGAUGAGAUUGCAAGUUCCUGAGAACAAACGGCGAGAGUCUACGUUGAAAGGGAUUGUGAUAGCAAGGCGCAAUGCUGGGAUAAAUACAACCUUCAGAUUGCGUAGAUUAGUAGCUGGUGUGGGAGUCGAGUCCGUCUUUCCACUUUACUCACCAAACAUCAAAGAAAUGAAGAUCUUGGACAGGAAGAAAGUCAGGAGAGCUAAGCUGUAUUACCUGAGAGACAGGAUGAAUGCACUUAAAAAAUGAGGCUUUCAGCUAGGAUUUUUGCCCUGUUGGAUCAACCAGCAUGGUUUCUGACGGAGCGACGCUUGCAGUCUGAGAAUCACACCUAUUUGGUCCCAUCUUUGUAAAGCCAUAGUUUGUACUUCUCAUAGUGGGGAUGAGGUCUCUUGCUUGCCAUUAUUUACCUAGUAUUUGCCUUUGUCAUAACAAAGCUGGAAUAUUUGACGUAUCAAACUGAAACUAUUAUUAUACCAUGCUUCCUGCCAUCGA
This is a messenger RNA of Aegilops tauschii subsp. strangulata, 1066 nucleotides long. RefSeq names its product large ribosomal subunit protein bL19c. NCBI's taxonomy places the organism in Eukaryota, Viridiplantae, Streptophyta, Magnoliopsida, Poales, Poaceae. Gene Ontology annotation, cellular component: ribosome. The record is from RefSeq and is a predicted model, not a curated record. Gene Ontology annotation, biological process: translation. Gene Ontology annotation, molecular function: structural constituent of ribosome.